AUGUCGAUUGACCAGAUCCGCCAAGGACCUUCCUUAGAGAGAUGCCAGGCACUCUGUUUGUUGAGUAUAGCGCAGCAUUAUCAUGGCUUUGAGAAGGAAAGUUAUAUCAACCUUGGGAUUGCCAUUCGCAUGGCAUCUUGGCUACAACUACAUAAAGUGGAGAUGUUCCAAGUGGAUACCCCCUCUCCCCAGGCAAUACGAAAAGCGGAAGCAGCCAGGAGAACAUUGUGGACGUUGUUCUGUCAAGAUAUUCUAAUUACCAGAGGCACAUCUAUUUUGUUUCUCUCGCUUUGUGAUAUCACGACCCUUCUCCCUUGCAGCGAACAUGACUUCAACCACGGUCAAGAUCCUUCGACCAGGGCUACACUUAUCAACAGAUUUCCCGCCAAUCAACGACCAGGUCCAAGUCUAGAUCAAGGACAGUCGUUAUUCGCAUCUUCAAUUCGGAUAUUCUAUAUCUGGGGUACAAUUCAAAGAAAACUUGCCCACUACAAGCAACAACCUUGGCAGGGCGGUUUUGAUCAUGAGGUGGAGCAUAUAAAGCAAAGGUUGAAGCACUGGGAGUUGUGGCUUCCCGAGAACCAUACCUGGAGCAUGCUCAUGCUGCCGGAGCAUCGAACAAACGGGCACGAUCUGGCGUAUCUUAAAGUUACAAUGAUGCUCCGGCUUUGCAACAUCGCGUUACGACAACCAUGGGUUGAAGAAAUCAUCCACUAUGAUCCCGCGAAAGCUCAGCAGGAACCCUAUAUUAUGACGUCUCGCGAGCUUUAUAAAGAAGUCUAUAUGCUCUUUCUACAGAUUAACAUCCUAUUCUUUAGCAAGUUGACGAGCGAGUGUGGCGAGGACCAGAUAUUUGCUCUCUGUGUUUAUACUUGCGGGCUACUGUCCGCAUAUCUCUGCAAAUACCCUUUAAUUUGCCAAGAUCGUUCUAUUAUUGCCCAAGGCCCCAGGAUGCUUACCACGAUCUUAUCCAUUUUCGAGGAGAGAAUAGACAGAUGGCCACAGGCUGCUCGUUGGAAGGAUGAGCUCAGUAGUAUUUUGUACUAUCCAGCCAGUUCCGAUGAGAAAAAAGCACAGGCACAGGUUUUUACAGUUAGCCAACUCGAUAGACCAACGACAUCAGGCAUCGAGACGGCACAUCUACCGCCAGCGGCUACAACUCAAUCUUCCACUUCGAUUCAAGUGAUAACAUCGCCAAAAAGCCAUUCAAGCCAUCUUGUCUCAGUUUCUUGCAGGGAUGACCUAGCGCAUCUGUACCAAGGCUGUCCCUAUCCUCAGGCUAACAGCCUUCCCCAAUCUCGCACCCUUAGCCAGGGCCCACGAUAUACAAUGAAUAGCCAAGAAUACGACACUGUCAACCAGAUGACCGCAUCUGACCAUAGCUACACCGACGCCCAGAUUUCGAUCCUCUGA
Clonostachys solani is the source of this 1413-nucleotide messenger RNA. Lineage: Eukaryota; Fungi; Ascomycota; Sordariomycetes; Hypocreales; Bionectriaceae. The record is from the annotation of a GenBank genome assembly.